Molecule: messenger RNA, 1869 nt
Organism: Ustilaginoidea virens
Lineage: Eukaryota; Fungi; Ascomycota; Sordariomycetes; Hypocreales; Clavicipitaceae
Exons: 2
Coding region: 1-1869 (622 amino acids)
Source: RefSeq, a predicted model, not a curated record
AUGGACAAGGACCGCGGAGAGAUUGUAGUCGGGGAUCAGUCUCAAGCACAUCGUUCAUUGGCCUUUCAACAAUAUCAAGAACCGUCCCCGGACAACAGUGCCACCAGUGGACGCGCGCCUCCACAAAAACGCUACGAUUUCGUUGACGGCCAGUGGGUUCAGCUCACUGCUGCAGGCCUUCCGCGCAAAAAGCCGGGCCGGAAACCCGGCACGACUUUGAAGCCCAAGACCGCCGAUAGUCCCGACCAGGCAAAGGCGCGGAAGCAGCGAAAGCCUCGAGAUCCUAGUGUUCCACCGCUUCAGCGCAAGCGUAAGAUCGCUCCUGCCUCGGAAGCUGACGGAGACUCCGACACGUCAAGAACUGCCUUUAAUCACCACAACAUGGACACAACCUCUCUGUCCCAACACCAAAAACGUCAACAUUCAGAGUCCUCACCAAAGAUGGCCAAGAGGGAGGGAUAUCCUGGGUCGAUGCAAAGCAUCUUAAACGCCCAUUCGUCUGCUACAACAUCUCCAUCCGCCAGCACAUCCAUCCCCGUCCGAAGUAGCGGGCUCAGCUACGACCCCAUUCGCGGCAAUUAUGACCCCGUUCGAGAAACCCUCACGUCCAGAAUUUCGAACUCUUACUCGUCUACGUCUGGAUCACCACGCGGCCCAACACAAACGACGAAUCGAUCUCCGUCAAUAGCUAGUUUGAUUGAGCCGCCAGCUCGCCCUGCCACCUCUCCUGGCCUGUCCAAACACGGGCAUGCUGCUGAUUCUGCCCACGGUCGGCUGCAAGCCAAGGACUCUUCAUCGAUACCGCCAUCAACUUCAGUCGUUGGCGCUCGCCAUACCACGUCGGCAAAUUCGGCGAGAGACGGCGUUCCUGCCCCAGCCCAAAAACCAGUUGUAAAUCAUGCAAACUUCACUACAAUAUCCAACGGUCCGAUUCGAAAAGCGUCGCCUAAAAUCAAGCCGGCUCUCGGCGUAUCUACCCCAAGAACAGAUGCCUUGGACGACUUCCAGGACGGCGAGGGCCGAUCCAUCUUGGAUUUCGGAAAGGCUCGCCCCGGGGAGGAACUCCAGGCCCCGACUAUUGUGCUAAGCAUUCCCAUCGAGGCUGGGGAGACCAACAAGUAUGUCAAUUUCAUGCGCUUGGCUGAAGAUAGGUACGGAUGGGAUGCCCUCCAUCCACGCCUGGCUGCCAACCGAGACCGGAAAGCACGUAUCGCCGCCGCCACGGCUUCAUUGGAAAAGACAGAACUUGGCCGCGAGUCUGGUGAUGAGAUGUCGGUGGAUCUCUCCGACGGCGAGGGUAGCAACCCCGAAAAUGGAGUGGCCAGCGGCCCAGAGACACAGUUGAAGCCUAAGAAGAAGAGAAAUUUCAAGGAAGAUCAGUACGAUGUCCAGGACGACUUUGUCGACGAUUCUGAGCUACUAUGGGAAGCCCAAGCAGCGGCCAGCCGAGACGGCUUUUUCGUCUAUUCAGGUCCUCUGGUGCCCGAGAUGGAGAAGCCUUCAAUACCUCAUGAACGACCCAAACGUGGUCGCGGCAGUCGGGGAGGCCGCGGCAGUCGAGGCUCGACAAGGGGCGGCGGCACUGGCACUGGCACUGGCACUGGCGCUGGCGCCGGCGCCGGCUCAGGUGCAGGCACAGGCACAGGCGCAGGCGCAGGCACAGGUACAGGCACAAGCCGUGGCGGUGGCCCAGGAUCUCGCGGGGGCUCAAUUGCCCGGAAGCCUCGAAUUACGAAAGCGGAGAGAUUGCAACGCGAGCGCGAAAAGGCAGAGCGUGAAAGCAUGGCCCAGGUUUCAAAGACGCCCGCGAAUGGAUACGUGCUUCAGCCUCUAACGCCGGCGCAUCCCGUCAGCGAGCUGGGAGCUUAG